AUGCUCUUCUCGUACGGCGUCGCGAUUGCAGUGCUGAAUUCGGUUGUCAAUGCCCUGUGCGACCCCCUGCGCAAGUAUUUAACUACCUGUAUGGACCCGUUCACGGUCGUAGCACUGCGUGGACUCAUCCAAGCGCCGCUUUUUGUCGCCUGGGCGAUCGUCGACUCGGGUGGCCAAUUGCCGCGUCUCAAUCGCCUCUUCUGGACGUCCGUCUGUGUCAGUGGCAGCAUCAACGUCGUCACGAGCUACUUGUACAUUCGCGCGAUCCAGAUCUCGACGCUCUCGGCCACAGUGCCGUUCCUGUCGUUCACGCCGGCGUUUCUGGUAAUUGUGGCGUUCCUCGUGCUAGGUGAAGUCCCUACGCUGUUUGGUGUACUGGGCAUCGGCAUUGCCACGUUGGGCGGGUUCUGGCUCCAGGGCGCCAAGGACGACCACCCGAGCAAGGGCCUUCUUGUGAUGGACUCGUCGCGCAACGGGUCCAUGUACAUGAUGCUUGUGGCGUUCUUGUGGAGCAUCUCGAACGCGUUCGACAAGAUUGGCGUGCAGAACGCGACGCCGCUGGUCUAUGGCGCGGCCAUUCAGGUGAUCGUGGCUGGAGGCAGCUGUGUCUUGCAAACCAUGCGCGUUGGAGAGAGGGACGUUCUUCCGACUGGGCACGAGAGAAAGAUCCCGUGGAAAGCUGUUGUGCUCACGGGUAUCACAAGUGUUAUUGCGUACUACGUGAACCUCGUGGCGACGCAGCUUCUGGAAGUGUCCUACGUGAUUGCCAUCAAGCGAUCCGGCUGUCUAUGGAGCGUCCUGAUGGGGCGCUUUUUCUUUGGCGAGCGGAAUCUCAGGCAGAAACUCCCCAGCAUCUUGCUAAUGGUCCUCGGUGUCGUCUGUAUAGUCGUGGGCAAAGACUCGAGCGCCACGCGCAAGUGA
Molecule: messenger RNA, 921 nt
Organism: Hyaloperonospora brassicae
Lineage: Eukaryota; Oomycota; Peronosporomycetes; Peronosporales; Peronosporaceae
Source: the annotation of a GenBank genome assembly